Messenger RNA from Sinocyclocheilus rhinocerous, 2065 nucleotides. Its product is annotated as E3 ubiquitin-protein ligase NEURL1-like. The record is from RefSeq and is a predicted model, not a curated record. Gene Ontology annotation, molecular function: ubiquitin protein ligase activity. NCBI's taxonomy places the organism in Eukaryota, Metazoa, Chordata, Actinopteri, Cypriniformes, Cyprinidae. Gene Ontology annotation, cellular component: plasma membrane; postsynaptic density. The transcript is spliced from 6 exons. Gene Ontology annotation, biological process: negative regulation of Notch signaling pathway. Bases 145 to 1728 code for a protein of 527 amino acids.
GGUGUGUACAGCCGCUGUACUAUUACACACCAGAGGAGUAUCUGGAACAUACUAUGAGUUACUUUAUUUGAAAUGCAAAGCUACUGAAGACCAGAAUCAGGAUAUUUUUGCUGGAUUUUAUUGUGUGAACAUCGCUGUGCUGAAAUGGGUGGCCAGGUAACCCGUACCUCUUUAGAUGGAGGAACCCUUCGCUGCCACCCCUUGAAGGUGAGCAUGUGCCCACAGCUGCCAGCCCCCCCGCCGCUCUGUUUCCAUGCCAACACGAAAGGCUCUCAAAUCAUGAUGGACAAGACGCAGCGCAGCGUGCGCCGAAUCGCCAGCUUCUGUAAUGCCAUCUCCUUCACCAACCGGCCAGUCAGAAUCUAUGAACAGGUCCGGCUCAAGAUCACAAAGAGACAGGGAUGUUGGAGUGGUGCCCUCCGAGUGGGUUUCAGUACGGUGGAUCCAUCUGAUUUAAGUUCAGCAUGGCUGCCACAGUUCACCUGCCCAGAUCUAGUUAGCAAAAGGGGAUUUUGGGCCCGAGCGCUUCCUGAGGAACAAUGUGAAGAAGAUACCAUUCUGUCCUUCUGGUUGGAUAACACAGGGCGAGUGUUUUACCGGGUUAACGGCGGCCCUCCGAUCUUCUUCUUCGGCGGUGUACCUGCCGGAGAGCCGGUUUGGGCGAUCAUUGACAUUUAUGGGCUGACACGUGGAGUACAGCUACUUGACAGUAAGAUGGAGCCAGCUGAAUAUCUCUGUCCUACUGUGACUCAUGAAGGCAUGGAUGAGUGGCAUCUGUCAAGCAGCUGCUCUGAGCUUGACCUCCAGGAAGAUCUGUCAUCCUUCUCAAAUUCUCCAAACGCUCUAAACUCAGUGCUGUCACGUCAGCUCAACGAUGACUUGCAUUUCCACUGUGUCCAUGGCAACGGUCUGCGUCUACUGACUGAACACAUAGCGGUGCGUUGGUAUAACAGACGUGAGGAUUGCGCUCUGGCGUUCACUCAUCGGCCGUUGCGCUGUGGAGAGUGUGUGUUCCUAAAGGUCUCGUUAAGGUCUUCUGCUCUGAAUGGAUUUUUGUCUUAUGGAUUCACUUCCUGUAACCCAGCCCAUAUUAACCCAAAGCACCUGCCGGUUAAUCCAGAUGACCUGAUGGACCGCAAAGAAUUCUGGGCUUUUAGCUGCCUGACUUCACCGCUUGUGGGCGGGGAUAUCAUCGGUUUCCGGGCAACUGCAGAAGGGGAGGUGCUUGUGAGUCAUAAUGGAGGCAGGGCCUGCAGAGAGAUAUGUGUGGAUAACUCCACUCCUCUGUGGAUGAUCUUCCAUUUACAGCCACACAUCAAGCAAAUCAGCAUACUGGGCACUUCUUGUGGUUACUCUCCAUCCUGUUCAGAAGUACAGAGGUCCAUCUUUAGUGAUGCCAGUCACCUCUCAGCCAAUCAGAUUACCAGUACAGCAGUCAGGGGCUUUACGGACAGCUUUCAGUCCCACUCACAGUAUCUCAGCAGUUCUGCAGGGACAACAUUCGGUUCACUGUCCUCAGAAUCUCCCAGUACCCCAUCAUGCCGUGCGAUUACUAGUGAGGAGUGUUUGAUUUGCUGCGAGAGGGCAGUGGACUCAGUGCUGUACACAUGCGGACACAUGUGCAUGUGCUCCGUCUGUGGUGGGAAGCUAAUGGAGAUGUCAAACCCGUCUUGCCCCAUGUGUCGCAGCCCAAUCAGAGACGUCAUCAAAAUAUUCCGCAGCAUGUAACCUGGAAACCACCUCUCCGACAAACAGGAUCACAGUACCUGGGUGAAUCUCGUUCCCACAAUUCCCACAAGCCCAUUUAAAAGACUGCUUGUUUGAGCUCAGCAAGGAAGAGGUACUAAAUGACUGCUUAAUGUACUAAAUGUCUGACCAAAAAUGCUGAGAGAACCCAGAAGUAACUGCUUAAGUGAAUGGCACAACAUCCCAGAUACUAUAAAUCUCUAUUGACAAAUGGCUAGAUGUGCAUAAUGGGAAAUCAAGCUACUAUGAGACUAAUUCAGAUUUUCAGUAAACUAGUAACUUCAUACAAAACUGUUCACAUGUUUUUAAAUGUUUGUUC